Rhodotorula graminis WP1 is the source of this 3505-nucleotide messenger RNA. RefSeq lists its product as uncharacterized. NCBI's taxonomy places the organism in Eukaryota, Fungi, Basidiomycota, Microbotryomycetes, Sporidiobolales, Sporidiobolaceae. The record is from RefSeq and is a predicted model, not a curated record. The transcript has 4 exons. The coding region runs from base 1 to 3423 and encodes 1140 amino acids.
AUGCCUCUCACGUACUCUGAGCCCGACUACCUGUACCCGACACCGACGACCAUCGCGCUGAGCCAGGGCGACGACUCUCGACCUACCCAGCUCGCACCUCAAGCGCUCCUCGCCCUCAACCACCUCAUCGACGAGCUCCUCCACCUCGUCGUCCACUCGUCCCUUCACUCGACGCCCUCCCCCUUGACCCCGACCAGCUCGCCCACCGGCGGCCUCUCGACCCAGCCCCCGACACCGCUCGGCGCGACCGAGGUCCUCACGUCCGACCGGUUCAAGUCGGCCCUCGCGCGCAUCCUCGGCCCGACCUCGCUCGCCAAGGAGUGCAUCCUCGAAGCCGAGCUCGCCGUGCGCGAGCUCGUCCGCCGCGGCAGCCCCUCGCUGCGCGCCGACGGUGCCCUCAAGCGCGCGCCGGGCGUCUGGGGCAGCCCGGUCCUGCCCUCGAACGGCGUCCCGCUCGCCGACGACGAGGAGCUCGUGCGGCAGGCGAGCGAGACGUUUCGCGUGCUGCGGGCGUGGGCGAUGCAGAUCUCGGGGCUCGGCGCCGCCUGCCCGGCAGCGAGUGCGGCGGCGCCUGCCCCGUUGCCCGAGCACCUCGUCGUCCUCAUGCCCCCUCGACCUGCCCCCGAUCCCUCGCCCCACGUCUCGUUCAUCCUCGCCCUGUAUGUCGAGCGCGUCCUGACGACGCUCGGCGCGCACCUCCUGCGCCUCGUCUCGGGCGUCGUCGCGCGCUCGGUCCCGCCGACCGACACGGCGAGCGUCGCCGACAUCGAGACGGCCGUCAUGGAGGACACGCUCGUGUGGAGCUGGCUCCAGGGCAUGCGCGUCCGGGCCUUCAUCGCCGACGAGGCGGCGCAGGAGCGCGCGCGCCGCACCAAGACCUCGCCGACGCUCUCGCAGGGCAGCGCCCUCCCGAGACGGAGCGUGUCAAGUGCGGGCAAGGCGGCGGCGGCGGGGCCGAGCGAGCCGGCCCGCAAGCCGUCCUUGACGGGCCCGGCCGGCGCCGCCCUGUCGGGCGCGAGGCGGCCGAGCAGCGACGCCGUGCCGAGUGCGUCGGCAGCAGCAGGUGCGCCGACGUACGCUCGCAAGAGCUCGGCGACGGGCCUGGGCAUCUCGACAGGCUCGAACGGGCUGUCGGCCGCGCCGGCGCCCCAGCUCGACGACGCGUUCGACCAGCUCCUCAGCAGCGGCAGGACCCUCAAGCUCUCGUCCACGCCUGAUCGUCUGCGCACGUUCGAGAACCUCCCUGUUCCCUCCUCCUCGUCAUCUGCGACCCCGUCACCUCGACGCCUCCGAGCUCGCGACCCGCUGCCUCGCCACCUGUUCGCCGAGGAGGACGAGGACGCCGCCGCCGCCGUCGAAGGCCAACAGCGGCCCGAGCGCCAGCGCGAGUCGUUCCUGGACCUCCUCAACUCGCCGCCACCGACCGGUGACCCGGCCUCGCACCGCCUGUCGAUCCACCCUCGGCGCCCUGUGCCGACCGACGACCCGUCGCACCCGAUGAGCGUCGCCAUGCGGGUCCAGCAGUCGCAGGACUCGAUGCCCUCGAUCGACAGCCCGACGAGCCCUGCCGUCGAGCCGGGCGACAGCCCGAGGACGAGGGCGUACAAGGCCAAGGACGAGAAGCGCGACUUGGCGAGCGAGCGCCAGAUCAACCGCGACCUCGCCAACUUCUUCUCGAACCCGCCGCCGGGACCUGUCCUGGCAGCAGGACCCGCUCGCCUCGACCGCCCGCCCAUUAUCGUCAACGACCAACCCUCGGCUCGCCAGUCGACCUCGUCGCCUACCAAGGGCAAGGGCGGCUUCCGCGGCCUCAUGUCGAUGGUCACCGGCGGCGGCUCGUCCAAGAACAAGGACAAGGAGCUCGAGCCGCGCCCGUCGCUCAGCACGCCGCCGAGCUCGCCGCCGCCGCCCUCGUACCGCUCUCGCUCCUCGGUCAGCGCCUCGAGCCCGAGCGCGCCGGCCGGCCCGGCGACGAGCGUGAGCCAGGCCGCCAUGCGCGCGGCAGGGUUCGGCGAGAACGUCGCGCUCGCGGCGAAAGCGGCGGCGUAUGCGGCGCCGCCGGGGUUGGCGGGCCCGAGCAGCCCGAGGAGCGGCGGGAGGAGGGAGAGCUACGACCGGCCGCAGGGGCGGCGGUCGAAGAGCGGCGCAUCGUCGAGUGCGGCGGGCGGGUACGGCGCGGUGAGGGAGGAGGACGGGCAGCAGGUGGCGAGGUCGCCGUCGACCGCGCAGCGCAAGGCCUCGCUCGCGAGCGCCGGCGGCUCAGCGCCGAGGGUCAACGGCACGUCGUCGUCGGCGAGCAGCAGCAUCGACGAGCGCAGGCCCAGCGGCCUUGACGGCUCCGCCGUGUCGCCCUUGGCCGGUCUCACGCCGCCGAUCCCGCUCGUCGCCUCGACGGCCGCCACGGACGACAACGCCCGCACGCUCGGCCCGCCCGUAUCGAUCAAGCCGCCGCGGCGCAGCUCGUCGCUCAAGCGCAGCGCGCGCGAGCGCGAGCAGUCGGGCUCGGCGCCGGCGUCCGUGCCGAGAACGAGGGAGAGCUCGGCGGGCUCGACGAGGUCGCCGCCGACCCUGCCGCUCGCGCCGCACCAGCUUGUCGAGGUCGAGAGCGCGGCGGCGCCGGUCGUCGUCGUGCCGUCGGCGGCAGCUCCGGCACACUCGACCGAGGUCGGGCGACCAGGCGAGCUCUUCGACCCGGCAGCCGCAGCCGAGUCGUCCCUCACUGCGCCCAUCGGUGCAGCAGCAGGCCUCUCUGGGUCGUGGGCUCCCCUCGAGUCGACGCAGUCGCACGGCGAGAAGGACGCCAUCGCUGCGCCGAGCUCGGCGAAUGGGCUCGUCAUGGCGGCGCCACUCUCGCCUGUCGACGAGGUGCCGACGCCUUCCUCAUCAUCGUUCGCGCCAUCUGCCCCCCUCUCGGCCGCUCAACAACCGCCGCCGCCAAAGCAGCCGAGCACGACCCCUCCCUCGACCCCGCCGUCGCAGUCCACCUUUGCCCCGCCGUCGCUCCCCGGCCACCUCACGACGGCGACGCUGUCCGGCACCAAGUCGAUCGUCGGGCUCCUCAAGGAGCUGCGCGGCGCCAUGCUGUUUGCCGAGACGCGCGACGAGUGCGUCGAGCUCGUCGAGGGCAUGCUGCGCGACCAGGCCGGGAGGGUCGAGGCGCUUGCGCAGCGCGAGAGGGAGGAGGAGCGGGAGAGUGCGGCGAGGACGGCAAGGACGGCGAGGGCGGAUCAGGAGGAGGAGCUGAGGCGGGACCAGGGCGGGCGGCCGGAGCCGGACGGCGGCGAGAAGGCGCUUCUCGAGCAGGAGGCUGCGACGGGCGAGGCGGCUCUGACGGUCGGGCAGGAGGAGGACGCGAGUUUGGCUGUGCGGGAGGGGACGCACGAGGCGGCUGCUGUCGAGGGGCAAGCGGUCGUCGCGCCUUAGCGGAACGAGCGAGGGGGAGAGGUCGGAUCAUUUGUCUCGCGAGCUCUUCUUCUUAGCUCUGCCACUGUUGUCACUCUAUGCG